UUUUGUCAGCAAUUAAAUUGAAAUCAAAUAUGAUCAGCCAGUUCUCAAAGAAGUCUCCGAAACUUAUGCAGAGUCUCUCACUUGUGUCUUGCAGAGCAAUGAGUGCAUCCAGUCCUUCCGGCUUCAAACACUUCGAACUUAAAGAUAGACAUAAAGAACUCCUGACUCAAGAGUUCUUGCAAGAAAGAGCUGUAGAACUUGGCAGAGACGGGUUCACCAUCAUUCACGAUCUCUACGACUCCGAAACCAUCGAUGCUGUCAGAGAUGAAAUGGACUCCAUCAUUUCUGAAGCAGAGAGCACAGGCCUUGAUGAAAACGCAGUGUUCACAACAAAGAAACAGAUCGAGCAUCUCUCCGAGUCAGUGGACUACUUCCUUGACAGCGGCUCGAAGAUAAGCUUUUUCUACGAAAAAGAUGCUUUUGACAAAGAUGGAAACUUAGUUGGGCCUUUGAACAGUGUCCUCAAUAAAGUUGGACAUGCAAUGCAUGACUUGAACCCGGCUUUCCACCAGUUCUGAUACUCCAACUUGGUAAAGUCUCUGGCUUGAAAUGUUCUGGGCUUUAUCAACCCUUGUCUAGUUCAAACAAUGUACAUUUUCAAGAGCGCUAAAGUUGGAGGCGAAGUCAAUCCUCAUCAAGACAACACUUACAUCAUAUCGAAUCCUCUUUCAUGCAAAGCCAUUUGGGUUGCAUUGGAUGACGCCACCAAAGAAAAUGGGUGCAUGUGGGGGAUCCCAGGCUCGCACAAAACGACUCCGAUCGAUUACUACAUGAAAGCGAAACGAACAGAAAUCAAACACCAGGAUGGCUCGUUCUCUCACUAUGAAAGCAGCGUUUUCUACGAACCUGAGAACCCUCCAGAGUACACAAUUGAAAAUGAAGUUCCGCUUGAAAUGAAGAAAGGCAGCAUUGUACUCUUUGAUGGGUCUUUUGUGCACUACAGCGAUCACAACUAUUCAAGCAAGAAGAGACAUGCCUUCACAAUGCACAUGGUUGAAACCAAAGAUACUGUCUGGAGCAAAGACAACUGGCUUCAGAGAACUCCAGACAAUCCUUUCAGACUCAUGUUGGAGCAAGAUCCUUAAUGGAUGAUUUAAGAUUCAAUCU
Moneuplotes crassus is the source of this 1107-nucleotide messenger RNA. NCBI's taxonomy places the organism in Eukaryota, Ciliophora, Spirotrichea, Euplotida, Euplotidae. The record is from the annotation of a GenBank genome assembly.